Oryctolagus cuniculus (rabbit) is the source of this 1262-nucleotide messenger RNA. NCBI's taxonomy places the organism in Eukaryota, Metazoa, Chordata, Mammalia, Lagomorpha, Leporidae. The record is from RefSeq and is a predicted model, not a curated record.
GGCCACUUCCGGUGCUGCUGUGCUUACUGGGAGGAAGAGGCGGGUCCUAGAUGCUGGCUCUUGCGCAAUCAGCCUGGUGGAGAGCAAGACGAGAUUAUCUGGUGGUGGCGGCAUGUCGUCGGCUGCUGGAAUUGUUUGCUGAUGGCGGCGUUUUUGGCAGCGGUACUGGCCCGGAGAGUGUGGGAGUGAAGACAUUUUCAUGGAUAUGAAACUGGACACUGAGUUGGCACUGAAUUUCAGCUGCUGGGUAAUCUUCCAUUUCUGGAACCUCCUUGGCUUCCUGGUAAAACCCAGCUGUGCCUUCACCCUGGACAGGAGCAACUGGUUUGGAGGCACGGGGGGUGCAGAAGAUCUAUUGUGAGGAAGCCAAGAAGUGGAUGUCUGCCUCCCCUGCUCCCUCCCACAGGGCACGGAUGUGAAACUCACCCAGAGCGGACGCUGAAGCGCAACUGCCGGGUGUUCUUCCAGUUCUGGAGACUGCACAGCUUCCUGCUCAAUGCCAGCUGGACCUUCUUCCGGGAGAGAAGCAACUGGGGAGACUUGGAGAGCAAACUACAGGAAGUGCUGAGGAAGGAAGAAGGAUACCGUGGAUCAUGGUGGAAGGCCCACGUGGACGCAAAGCAGCAAGCACAGACACAGCACAUGACCCCAGGAGCUGCAUCAGCUUUGGAGACUGUCGGACAUAUUGCUGGGGAAAGCCAGACAUGAGCCUCCUUCAGCACCGGACACAGCCUAGGAUCCUGCUGGGCUCAGGACCUCCCCUCCCAUCUCUAGUCCCACGAGGAAUGUUUGUUCCCGUUCUCUGCUGGGGGAGUUUUUUCAUGGCGGGGCCUCAUCCUCGACGAAGCUGUGGGACUCAGAGCCAGGCUCUGUGUGGCCCGACGAUCCUGCUGACCCCGGCCUCCUGCAGACCAUGGGCCGCCAUACCCCUGGCCGCAUUUCCAGCUUUUCAAGUGGGAAGAAACCACCCCGCGUCCCAGGACUUGCACUUCUGUGGGCCAUCCUCAGCAAGACAUUUUCAUGGAUAUGAAACUGGACACCGAGUUGACGCUGAAGUUCAGCUGCUGGGUAAUCUUCCAUUUCUGGAGCUUGCUCAGCUUCCUUGUAAAACCUGGCUGGGCCUUUGCCCUGGACAGGAGCAACUGGUUGCUGACAAGUAUCUUUUGGUCAUUCUUGUGAAUGUCUCUUCACUCUAUGAUGAUUUCCUUCGCUGUGCAAAGCUUUUCAUUUCAUUUGAUCCCAUUUGUUUGGUUUUGCUUUAG